Messenger RNA from Staurois parvus, 308 nucleotides. The record is from the annotation of a GenBank genome assembly. NCBI's taxonomy places the organism in Eukaryota, Metazoa, Chordata, Amphibia, Anura, Ranidae.
AUGCUCAGUUUAGUGUGCAUUGCUACAGAGUUUUUUUUUUUUUCAUGGGAGAGUGCAUGUGAUCAGCACAGGGCCAAUCAGCACUGUCCAGACAGAGGACAGGGGUUCUGCAUCCUCUUAGAGCAGAAAGAAAACUCCUCCUACAAGCUUUAAUCAGUGCUCUGCUCAACACUGGUAGAAGCCACAAGACUGCUCUAACUGUAGAUGAUAAAAAGGAUUUAGCAUUUUCUAUAUGAUAAAAAGGAUUUCGCAUUUUCUAUGUUUUGUGUACUGUGGGAGACCAAAUAUAAUGAAUGCAGGGUUCUGGG